GUCAUAGACAGGGGCAGACUGACAACUGAUAGGGCCCCCCGGGCAAUAGGGGAUCAUGGGGCCCCUGUGUCCUUGCCCAAACUCAAAAAAGCCUAUGAAAAAGGUACCAGGGGCAUCUCAUGGGGCCCCCUACUGACCCCGGGCCCUCGGGCACUGCCCGAGUUUCCAAAUGGUCAGUCCGCCCCUGGGACAUACUAUGUAUAUAACCCUACUGGGGGUGCUUACAGUGGUCAGCUUUUACUCAAAUGAAAACCUUUUCUCCAUGAAAAAGAUGCUAUAACAACUUCAAAAUUGAUAGCUGGAAUUAGCUUUUAAUUUAUUUGUCACUUACCUAAAG
Molecule: messenger RNA, 337 nt
Organism: Staurois parvus
Lineage: Eukaryota; Metazoa; Chordata; Amphibia; Anura; Ranidae
Source: the annotation of a GenBank genome assembly